This is a messenger RNA of Punica granatum (pomegranate), 1875 nucleotides long. The record is from RefSeq and is a predicted model, not a curated record. Lineage: Eukaryota; Viridiplantae; Streptophyta; Magnoliopsida; Myrtales; Lythraceae.
GUGAUAGCUCAGCUCAGUUCAGCUCGACUCCCUUCCCCACCGCCUCCCGCCGCUUCUCUUCCCUCUCCUUCCCCGCCGCCCAUUAAAAGACUUCCCCUUUUAGCUUUCCUUCCACGCAGCAGAAGUUCCCCUCAAACGGCCAUGGCAUCCAAGUACCUCGCCUCCGCGAUCCGGCGAUAUCUCCCCAAGGCCACGCCUUCCUCCCUCCUCCGCCCCUUCUCCACCGCCGCGGCGGUUGCCGAAGCCAGCCCCCCAACCUCUGAGGACCCGGACGGCGGAAUCGUCAUGAAGGGUGUCAGAAUCUCCGGCCGGCCGCUGUACCUGGACGUGCAGGCGACGUCCCCGAUGGACCCGCGCGUGCUUGACGCUAUGCUGCCCUACUACACCGCCCGGUAUGGGAACCCCCACUCCCGGACCCACCUCUACGGCUGGGAGUCGGACCUCGCCGUCGAAUCAGCUCGGGCCCAGGUGGCCGCCCUGAUCAAAGCCUCGCCUAAGGAGAUUGUCUUCACCUCAGGCGCCACGGAAUGCAACAACAUCUCCGUCAAGGGCGUCAUGCAUUUCUACAGGGACAAGAAGCGGCAUGUGAUCACUACCCAGACAGAGCACAAGUGUGUGCUUGACUCAUGUCGCCACUUGCAGCAGGAGGGCUUCGACAUCACCUACCUUAAGGUUGGGACUGACGGGAUCAUUGACUUGGAUCAGUUGCGGUCCUCGAUUCGCCCUGAUACUGGGCUCGUGUCGGUCAUGGCAGUUAACAAUGAAAUCGGGGUGAUCCAACCAAUGGAGGAGAUUGGGAAGAUAUGCAAGGAGUUUAAUGUCCCCUUCCACACUGAUGCUGCUCAGGCCCUGGGGAAGAUCCCAAUUGAUGUGGAGAAGUGGAAUGUGAGUCUCAUGUCUUUGAGUGGGCACAAGGUUUAUGGGCCGAAGGGUGUCGGUGCUCUUUACCUGAGGAGACGUCCGAGGAUCCGGGUGGAACCUCAGAUGAAUGGUGGAGGACAGGAGAGGGGAAUAAGGAGUGGGACUGUCCCGACCCCACUUGUUGUCGGAAUGGGAGCGGCAUGUGAGCUGGCGAUGAAGGAGAUGGAAUACGAUCACAAGAGGAUUAGUUCCUUAAAAGAGAGGUUGCUCAAUGGGAUCAAAGAAAAAAUUGAUGGGGUGGUGGUGAAUGGUAGCUUAGAAAGAAGGUAUCCCGGGAACUUGAACUUAUCCUUUGCUUAUGUUGAAGGAGAGAGCCUGUUGAUGGGGCUGAAGGAGGUGGCAGUCUCGAGCGGGAGCGCCUGCACAAGCGCUAGCCUUGAGCCAUCCUACGUGCUAAGGGCUCUUGGUGUCGAUGAGGACAUGGCCCACACUUCGAUCAGGUACGGGAUUGGGAGGUUCACAACCAAGGAGGAGAUCGAUCGAGCAAUCGUGCUCACGGUGCACCAGGUAGAGAAAUUGCGGGAGAUGAGCCCGCUCUAUGAGAUGGUGAAGGAAGGGAUCGACAUCAAGAGCAUUCAGUGGGCACAACAUUGAUUAAGUUCAUGUGAAGUGUGCCAUGCAUCUUACUUUAUUAUAUCUGAAAAAUCAGAGUCUGAUGGCUUCUGAACUGAGAUUAGAGCACUAAAGUUAAAUCUCAAGCUACAUUGAUUGUCUACUUGGAGAAACUCGAAAUUACCGCCCAGGUUUCCUCUCUUUCUUGGAAGGUGUAUCUGUUUCAUACGCUUGGCUGCACAGUUUAUGACAGAAUUUUCAGGAAGUAGCUGUAAUCUCCGAUACUACUAGCUUCCGUCUUUCUGUACUAUAAUUUGGUAAAUUUAGCAAUAAGAUUGUGCUUCAAGAGGUUGAUCUAGUGUUAUGAUCCUUAUUGUGGUUAAUUAAGACAGUUUCUCUGCA